AUGAGGCACAGCCCCGUGGCUCUCUCGGGCGGAACUCGGCUCGUCCCGGGCUCAGCCUCACGUCUGAGCGACGACCGGAGCGCCGGACUAACGCUGACUCCACGGCCUCGCUGCCUCUGGCCUCAAACUUUUAGCUCAACUUCGCCGCCAGGCGCCGCCGCGCUGGGAGGGCGCUGUGCCUCUGCGCCCGGCCUGGCCACACCCCGCGCUCCCCCGCGCUCCCGGAGGUGGAACCGGCGCCUGGCGCGGCCAGGGCCUGCCCGCCCCCGGCCUCCCGCACUGUCGGCCCCCGCGGCUCGGCCCCGCGCAGACGCUUGGCCGGAUCUCCGGGCCCGGCCGCGCGCGCGCGCGCGCGCGCGCCCCCGCUGCUCAGACUGGGCGACCCGCGAGAAGGCGGCGCCGCGGCCCGGCUGGAGUCGGCGAGGCGCAGAGCCCGGGGUCCGGCCACGAGCGGCGGCCGCGAGCUCAGAGUCCCGGACGCGCAAGGGUGAACGCGCAGCGCGGGCCCCGCGCGAACUCGCCGCGCCGCCCGAAGUCCGAGCCGCCCCUGUGGGGCUCCAGGCGCGCGCGGCUCAGCGCUCCGGGCAGACCCCCGGCUGCCCCUGGACGCUGCGACCUCCCGCCCCGGGAUCUUCCCCCUUCGUGCGCCCCACCGCAGUCCCCCGGAAUUCGAGGCCCAGACCCCACCGGAGGAAACCAUCGAGGCUCACCGGGGCGAGAGAAGCUGUCCCGCAGCAGGCGAUCCAGGCCCACGCCCCUCACCCGCCGUGAGGUGUGAACAAGGUCUAGGGGUCCCCGUCGGGAUUGGAGAGCCAAACCGUGGCGCAGUGUCCCCCGCCGCCUCCCCUGGCUCAGUGGGAAAAUGCAAGAGCGCCGGGGGAACCUUCACUUCGACGGAGGCAGAGCGGGGAGCGCGUGUCAGUGCGUGCGUGAGAGAUAUACAUACUUAUCAGGAGAAAGUGUCUGACCUGAACGUGUCCGCGACCAACUCGAGUUGAGUCCCCGGGGGGGUUAUCUGCGGAGACCCGGAGGAGGAAGGGGUCAAAGCCGACUAGGCGCCCUGACCAGGUGAGGCCAAAGUUAGGAAGGGCCUAACGCCUGUAGCGGGCGGAGGUGGUCCGGGCCCAGGCUGCUGUGGACUCGCGCGCCGGCACCCGCAGCCACGCGGCCCACGCACACCUGGCACUUGUCAACGCCCCCGAAAGUCGCAACUCGGGCACGCCUCCGCGGGGUCUCUUCCGGGGAACGCAGGCAGCGGGUCCCGGUUUCCCGGCACCUGGGGGGGCGGAGCCCGCGGUCGCCGGCUAGGAGGGAGGCGCGGGCCCGGGGACCCGCGGCUCGGCGCGCGUCGCAGCGGUGCGCGCUUCCGCCUUGCGCGGCCCCCGGGCGGCCCUGGCUGGGUCCCGAGCGUCCCGAGCGCGUUCCGAGAAAGUGACUCAGCGAUGCGCUCGAGGGUCGAGAAACUCCGUAAAACUAAGAACGUGGGGAGGGAGCCGGAGCGCCAUCACCCUCUCGCAGCGCCGCGGCCGCGGUCUGUUCUUGAACCUCCGGGCCCGCCACCCCCACUCCGCAGGAAACCGGCACGGGGAGGGCAGCGCUGCAGCCGCAGUGCCGCGGUCACGCGACGCGGGGACGCGAGCGGCGGCGGAGGAGGAGGCUCAGUGCGGGAGCCUGAGGACCUGAUCCAGCCCACCCGCCCCUCCCCCCUGCUCCCCUCCUCCCCUUCUCGCCCUUCGGUCCUCUCUCUUCCCCUCCGGGGCAGGCUAGGGUCUAAGUCUGGAUUAGGAGCUUUCGAAAAAGCGGGACGCGCUUUUUUCCCCCUGAGAUCUCGGCCUUGGAGGGAGGUGGCUACGGAGAAGGCCAGGCCAGCCUCCCCCUUCCCCCAUCAGGCCUGAAGAGCUGCUGCUUUAAACCUUGGAGUCUGGUGGGAAACUGAGGCACAGGGAAGGGAAGAUGUGGCUGUGCAUGAGUCCACGGUGAGAGAGCUCGCCUGCUACAGGGUCCCGCGCUUCCUCCAGGCGCCCCAGGCUGGAGCCCCGCCGGAGUCGCAGGGAGUCGGGUGGAGGCGGGGUUGACCAGAAACCUUGCGGGCGAGGGGAGGCGGGGCAGCCUUUUGGGCUCUUUAUCCGGCCUCCGGGGGCCCAGUGGGAGGGAGGUGAAGGGCAAAGCCCUCUGGCCCGGGUUCCAGUCUGCACAAUGGCUCCUCUGUCCUCCCUGGCGCCUCUUCUCCUGCCCCCCUCACCUCCACGGCCUCCGCUGUAACCCCCCUCCUUCUUGUCAUUCACCUCCCCGCUCCCAGGCCGCCUCUCCCCAGCCUCUCUCUAAAGAACCUUAUCUGAUGCAGAAACUCACCCAUCAGCAGCCCUGGCCCAAGAGACAGGAUUGGGCAAGAACAAGAUGCUUGUGGCCCUUUGACAACUGGGGGCACCCAAACCCGGAGGGGUGAAGGGUCUUGCCCAAGCUGUCAAACCAAUUCCCAACAGAGCGGAGAAGUAAACCCAGGAGUCCUGCCUCCCAGCCGGGAAGACAGGCCUCUUGCUGAUAAAGUUUGAGUAUCCUAUCGAUUGACCCGGUAGGUGGCCUGCCCCAAGGAGAAAGAAAACCGGAGAAAGAAAACGUCUUGAAGCCCUCUCCAGGCUUCCUCCCCCAAGCCUGGUCCUAGCAACCAGCCCCGGUGCCCAGCAAGGCCCACCAGGCUUGAUCUGACCAGAUUGCCGCUGGGUAGCUCAGCUUGAAGGCGAUACCUGUCUCACAGGUCAAAGAGACUGCCUUUCCAUCUCUCCCAGCCACCUCUUCCUCCCCCAGGCAGCCUCCCCAGGGAGACACUCCUGAGAGCCUCUCUUCUGCUUCAGAGAAAGAAAGCAGGCAUUCACUGGGCCCAGCUCCAGCUCUCAGGAAACGCGGGGCCAAGGCCGCCAGAUGGCACAUGACUUGCUUUUAUUAGGAUAGGAUCCCCACCAUCCCUCCGUUCCCGGAAGCAAUCCUCCCUGGGAGAUUGCAGCUCCCAAGUUGAAUUGCAGGGCCUCGAGGCCUCCCUUGACCUUGAGUCCUUUGCGCCUGGGGGGCUGCAAGGGCAGGGAAGGGGAGGUGUCCAACUCUACAAACUCCCCUUAAGACUUGUGUUCAGGACA
Molecule: messenger RNA, 3131 nt
Organism: Felis catus (domestic cat)
Lineage: Eukaryota; Metazoa; Chordata; Mammalia; Carnivora; Felidae
Product: translation initiation factor IF-2-like
Exons: 3
Coding region: 1-771 (256 amino acids)
Source: RefSeq, a predicted model, not a curated record